Molecule: messenger RNA, 2698 nt
Organism: Drosophila ficusphila
Lineage: Eukaryota; Metazoa; Arthropoda; Insecta; Diptera; Drosophilidae
Product: endoplasmic reticulum metallopeptidase 1-like
Exons: 12
Coding region: 20-2617 (865 amino acids)
Biological process (GO): proteolysis
Molecular function (GO): metalloexopeptidase activity
Source: RefSeq, a predicted model, not a curated record
CGAUAAUAUCGACAAAGAAAUGACUCAGAAAGAAAUCGAACUCAUUGGAGAUUCUUCAUCACUUAAAAAAGAACGUGAAGAUAGGCGGAGAUUGUCCUGGUACUAUGCUCCGUCAUUUCUGCUCCUCUGGCUCGCACUUUUUUUCGCCAUCGUAAUACCGCUCUACAACAGACUUCCAGAGAGGAUAAUAAUAGCAGAGGAGCCUUUGAAUCUUGGAGAAUUCGUGGCAGAGCGGGCGGAGAGGCAACUGCAUGAGUAUGAGCGCAUUGGACCCAAAGUUGUGGGUAGUCCAGCGAAUGAGGUGGAAACUGUGGCCUUUCUUCUGAAUGAAGUGGAAAAGAUUCGAACGGAAAUGCGCAGCGAUCUCUAUGAACUCGAUGUUGACCUCCAGUUGACUACCGGUAGCUUUUCGUUUGGCAGUAUGCUGAGCAUGUACCAGGGAAUUCAAAACAUAGUUGUUAAAUUAGUGGCAAAGAAAUCUGUUAGUGAGUCCUACCUGCUGAUCAACAGUCAUUUCGAUUCCAAACCAGGCAGUCCAGGAUCCGGUGACGAUGGAACCAUGGUCGUGGUUAUGUUGGAGGUCUUACGACAAAUGGUGAUUUCCGAGACACCAUUUGAACAUGGAAUAAUCUUUCUGUUCAACGGAGCCGAGGAAAAUGGUCUUCAGGGCGCACAUGGCUUUAUUACACAACACAAAUGGGCAGCGAAUUGCAAAGCCCUCAUUAACCUAGAGGUGGGCGGUAGCGGUGGGCGUGAUCUACUAUUUCAAAGUAGUCCCAAUAAUCCGUGGUUGAUGAAGUACUACAGGCAAUAUGCAAAACAUCCUUUUGCAACAACUCUAGCCGAGGAGAUAUGGCAGUCUGGAAUUAUACCCUCCGGCACCGACUUUCGAAUUUUCCGUGAUGUUGGAAAUCUGCCUGGUUUGGACAUCGCUCAGGCAGAUAAUGGAUACGUAUACCACACAGCAUUUGACACGUUUAAAGUGAUUCCUGGCAGAUCCAUUCAGAAUACAGGAAAUAACAUUCUUUCCCUUACGAGAGCCUACGCAAAUGCCACAGAAUUAUAUGAAACAGAGAAAACUGGAGAUGGCUACGCCAUCUUUUUUGACUUUUUGGGACUAUUCUUUGUUUACUAUACAGAGACCACUGGGAUUAUUCUAAACUGUGUGAUUGGUGUAAUAAGUCUGAUAUUAGUUGGGUUUUCCCUCUGGAGAAUGACUCGUCAGUCGGAGAAGGUUUCCAUUGGUCAGAUUUCGAUAUGGUUCCUGAUAAUCUUGGGGUUGAAUGUAUUGGGAGCAGUACUCUGCCUUUGCCUUCCCUUAUUAAUGGCUGUAUUAUUCGAUGCCGGAGAUCGGACGCUGACUUACUUCACAAGCAACUGGUUGGUAUUCGGGCUCUAUAUAUUUCCUGCAUUUAUAGGACUCGUACUUCCGUUGACUCUUUACUACACCCUGAAACCCAACCACAAACUGAGCCACGCUUACCAGAUCCAAAUGAGUUUGCAUGCCCACUCCGUGGUUUUGGCCCUUCUCAUUCUUAUUUUGACCGCUGUAGGUCUUCGUUCUCAGUACCUAUGCCUCAUAUCAUUGAUCUUCUAUGGAGGUGCUCUCUUAAUAAAUUUAAUAAGCACACUGCAUGAUCGAGGCUAUUAUUGGUCCCUGGUUGUAAUGUGUCUUCAGGUUUUACCAUUUUGCUACUUUUGUUACCUUUUCUACAUGGUGCUUGUGGUAUUUUUCCCGAUCACGGGAAGAAACGGCAUCGGCUCCAAUCCUGAUUUAAUAAUAGCGCUUUUGUGUGGAGCUUGUACCUUCUUUGCACUGGGAUUUGCUGCCCAAUUUAUCAACGUUUUCCGCUGGCCAAAGCUCAUACUUCUCGGUUUGGGAGUGGUUACCUUUAUUUUCUGCAUGAUUGCUGUUUCAGAAGUGGGAUUUCCCUAUCGCGCCAAAACCAGUGUUAUGCGAAUCACUUUUAUGCAAACGGAUCGCAUAUUCCACGACUAUGAUGGCAAGGUAACUCAUAGUGACUCGGGAUAUUAUUUCGUAUAUCAGGAUAGACGGGGACUUAAUCCUCUGGUGGACUCCGGAGUCGACCUGACUGGACUGGCUUCCAUGGAGCCCGAGUGCGAUAAGUACUUUAUGUGCGGAGCUCCCUGUUUCUAUUUUUGUGGAGGAAGGAGGAAUGCUGGCUGGCUUCCCCUCGAAUCGGAAGUGAAGCCCGGGGAAACAAACCUAGAACUUUUAGAAAAGACUAUGACAUAUGAUACAAUUCGAUUUGAAUUUAAACUAACUGGACCGCCUCACAUGAACAUCUUCAUUCAGCCAGUGGGUGAUGCUAAUAUUACGGAUUGGUCUUUUGACCAAACAUUUUUAGGUACGGUAAAGCCACCCUACAUUAUUUUCUUCUCAUAUGGAAAAGACGACUCUCCUUUGAACUUCUUCAUUGAAUUAGAGAGGCCCGUUGGUGAAUAUAACGUACCUUUUUUGGAACUUGGAGUUGUGGGACAUUUUGUUAGCCAAGAUUAUAAAAGGGAUGAACACACUCAGCAAUUCCUGGCCGACUUACCAGACUAUGUUCAUGCAAUGGAAUGGCCUGCGAUAUUUAAGGGAUAUAUAUUUUAAAAAUUGUAUAAAUCCUAACAAAAAGGUGUUAUAAAAUAAUAAAUAAAAUUUAUGCGUAUUUAUUUGCAUAUAAAAAAUUUA